AUGUCUACACCACAGCUCGCCACAUUCAAGGUACCUGCAAUCGAAAAUGAACCUAUGCGAACCUAUGCUGCGGGGACAGUAGAGCGCAAGGGUCUCGAAGCUGCACUUGCUCAGAUGCAACAGGAACUUCCAUUCGAGGUUCCCUGUAUCGUCAAUGGCUCACCGAUCAAAACUGGUAAACUUGCCAAGCAGCCCAUACCCUCAGAUCACGCCCGUAAUCUCUGCGUAUACCACGAGGCAGAUGAAGCGACUGUAGCCAGCGCGAUUGAUGGUGCUCUUGCCGCCAAAGCUGAGUGGGAGGCCAUGCCUUGGAACGAUCGUGCCGCCAUCUUCCUGCGUGCUGCAGAGCUUGUUAGCGGCAAGUACCGUUACAAAUUGGUAGCAGCUACUAUGCUUGGUCAAGGCAAGAACGCUUGGCAGGCCGAGAUCGAUGCUGCCGCAGAGCUUUCCGAUUUCUUCCGGUUCGGCGUCAAAUAUGUUGAGGAACUCUACGCACAACAGCCUCCUAAGAACGCAGCAGGAUCAUGGAACCGCGUCGAGUAUCGUGCGCUGGAAGGAUUUGUUCUCGCAGUUUCGCCAUUCAACUUCACAGCGAUUGGUGGUAACCUUCCAGGUGUUCCCGCAAUCGUCGGUAACACAGUCGUAUGGAAACCUUCACCAGCGGCCACGUAUUCCAACUACUUGAUCUACCAGAUCCUCGCGGAGGCUGGUGUUCCAGCCGGCGUUAUCCAGUUCGUUCCUGGGCCUCCUCCAGAAGUCGUCGCACAGGCGAUAUCGCACCCCAACUUUGCAGCGCUCCACUUCACAGGCAGCACCUUUAUAUUCAAGAAGCUAUGGAAAGACAUCGCCGCAAACCUGGACAAGUACAAAGGGUAUCCGAGAAUCGUCGGUGAGACAGGAGGAAAGAACUUCCAUGUCAUCCAUAAGUCGGCAGAGAUCCGAAAUGCAGUUUUGCAGACCAUGCGAGGCGGGUUCGAGUAUCAAGGACAAAAAUGCUCUGCGUUGUCACGGCUAUAUGUUUCUUCUUCGCUUUGGUCAUCUGGAUUCAAAGAUCUGCUCCUGUCUGAGAUUGCCAAGAUCAAAAUCGGGUCACCAUCAGACUUCGGCAACUUUAUGGGACCCGUGAUAGGUCGUCCGGCUUAUGACAAAAUAAUUGGUUUCAUCCAGAAAGCCAAGGAUGCGGGAGGGGAGGUUCUUAUCGGAGGCACUGGCGAUGACUCCAAGGGCUACUUCAUACAGCCCACCGUCAUUCUGACCAAAGAUCCUGAAUCAGUCACGAUGAAAGAAGAAAUCUUUGGUCCUGUCAUCACUGUUUAUGUGUACGACGACGCGAAUUAUGAGCAGACUCUGGAACUCAUCGACAACACCUCGCCUUAUGCCCUGACCGGCUCUAUCUUUGCCGCAGACCGCAAAGCCCUUCUGACUGCCACAAACAAGCUACGGAACGCUGCCGGCAACGUCUAUUACAACGAGAAAUGCACCGGGGCGGUCGUGGGUCAGCAACCUUUUGGGGGAGGACGAGCAAGUGGGACCAACGACAAAGCUGGGAGCAUCAGCAUCUUCUACCGGUUUGUUUCGGCAAGAAGCAUAAAGGAGAACUUCGUGGGCCUGGAGGACUUCCAAUACCCGUCGAACUUGAUUUAA
Molecule: messenger RNA, 1644 nt
Organism: Suillus plorans
Lineage: Eukaryota; Fungi; Basidiomycota; Agaricomycetes; Boletales; Suillaceae
Product: Aldehyde/histidinol dehydrogenase
Exons: 11
Coding region: 1-1644 (547 amino acids)
Cellular component (GO): mitochondrial matrix
Molecular function (GO): L-glutamate gamma-semialdehyde dehydrogenase (NAD+) activity
Source: RefSeq, a predicted model, not a curated record